Messenger RNA from Xyrichtys novacula (pearly razorfish), 2391 nucleotides. The record is from the annotation of a GenBank genome assembly. Lineage: Eukaryota; Metazoa; Chordata; Actinopteri; Labriformes; Labridae.
ACGAUGUAGCACGCCGGUAACUCACAAACACAUGCAGUACCAGCAGCAGCAGUAAUAAGCGCUGGUAUUUGUCAGUCUUAAGAAACGUUUAGCUUUAAAAAGUAAUGUCAGAGAAAUCUCCUCAAAACUGGAUCCUCGUGCAUCCAGCUGUAAGUUUUAUCACCGUGUGUGUUCAUGUGUCUGAUGUUAAAUCGUGCAAUAAUUAGUGUUUUUUCUUUUCUAGUACCAGCAAAUGCAGAAAUUGGAGGUUGAAGACAGCGAACAGAUUCAUGCUGCUUUCCUGGUGUACAUGGACCUAACUGAAGGUGUGUGAAUCACUAUUAGAAUGACUGUUUUUCAGACAUUCAGAGAGAUAUGAACCAGUAACAGCUGAUGAUUAAACAGAUGAAAAUAAACAAUGAUGCCUUUUUAUUGACUACAAAAGUAAUUGUGUCAAAGGAAAUACAUCAAUGAUUACAUUUAGUCAGAGCCCCUGCUGCAGGCCUUAAUGACCACCAAAGUUACCACCAUUCUUAUGCUGUUUUUCUGCAGUGCGGAGGUGGAAGGAGGUGUCUUGUGUCAAGAGUCCAGAGCUGCAGCUGGUUUUGCUUGAGGGGAAAGAAAAGGAAGACACACCAGUGCAGACAGUCCUGCCUCUGCCUGUUCACAGAUCUCUGACCCACAACAGGUUUAAAAUCUAACUGUAACCUCCUUCUUUUAAAGACUACCAGUAGCUCUCAAAUUUUGCCAACUUUUGUUUUUCUCCUCUUUAUUCAGCAUUCGACAAGUGAUGGACAGAGGCUUCCCCAUGCUGCUGUGUGCUGUUGCUGCUGACUCCACCCUGGUCUACCAGAGGCUGACUGACGGGCUGGUGACCCCUGACCCUCCUGUUGGACCCUUCCAGGAUGUCGGCCGUCGAAAGCACCGCAAGAGACGACAACAGAACUGAGCAAGUAGAGAGAGAGAGACUACGCUUUGGUGUUAUAGGCCAAACAUAAAGGAGCAGAAAUGGUCAGUAGAUGAGCUAUUAUUGGUCACUUUGUCUGUCUCCAUGGGCUGCACCUGAAAUGAAGAGAAAGAUACACUGAGAACAUGAGCAGCAGGAGCAGAUGGACAUGACCACAGAGCGCCCUCUGAAUAUUCGGAGUGAGAUACUGAUGACCUCGCCUAACCUGUGAAGUUUGAGCUCCCAAAUGCCCAGACUUUUGCAAUUUCAAUGGCUGCCAAACUCAGUGGGCUGUGAAGAGAUCAACCAUAGAGAGAAUUUUAUUUUGAGCGUUCUACAAAUGAAAAGAAGAUGUUACAUUAUUUGCUGACUUACAAGAGGGAAAAGGAAUGAUUUUGUGUAUAAAUGCAUUUGUCUUUUUGCUGUCUUUAUUUGUUAUUGCUCAUGAGAAUCCUGACUUUGAAAUCACUUUUAUAGUUGUCUGUUUGCUCGCUACAAAGUUGAUUUCAAAAGCUCUGGUGAAAACCUGUGACACAAGCCUGAUGCAUCCAAUCCACAUUUCUGGAAUAAUGCAGUCAAAAGAGGACAACACUGUGAGGGUAACUACGAGCCCACUAUUCCUGUCUCUGACUGUGAACUUCUCUGUGUAUCUCUUCUGCAGGAACCCAAAGUGGACAUGCAUCCAUAUAUUUGAUUCACUCUGUUUUCUCAAGAUCUCAACUUAUUUUUCCUGACAUCUUGGCGUAACAGAAUAGGUUUGUCCAUUAUAAUGGACUCGUUUAUCUCAUGUUGAAUUCUUUCUGGUGUAAUGCUCUACACAACAAAAGACUAGUUAUGGUGGCAGAUGAGACCAUGACAUGCCAUGCUGCCACUGUCAUCACCAAUGAGAUAAGAGAUUUGUUUGUUUGUUUGUUUGUUUGUUUGUUUGUUUUUGGAGCUCUGGAGAUGAGUAAUAAUCAUCUUAAAUCAACUCAUUGUGACAGGUAAACAGAAUAAAACGUCUUGAUGCGUGUUCGCUCAGGGCUUCUGCACUCUCUACAAUAAAGUUGUUUAUCAAACUAAAAUGAACCAAUCAUUGCUCAGAGAGUUGUGAUUCUAAAGUGAUAUCCUAAAGCUGGAGAAUAAACUUGUCACUUGCAGUAUGAAAACUAUAUAUAACAAUGGUAAAAUGAGAACACUGUGUCCUGCCCUUUGUAAUGGUAUUUCUUAUUAAACAGCCAUGUUGCACACCAGUAUUACUUUAAAGCUGUUAUUGCCAAAUAAUAGUCAACAAAGCAGUGUAGCAUAAGGAAUGCAUUUGAACUGACUCAUAAUGAGUUUUUUUAAAGCAACAGUGUAUUAGUUAUGUUCGCCAUUAAUAUGGUCCACCAUUUUAACUACAUUUCAUUUGACAAAAUGUUAAUGAUUAAUGUAAUGAGUCUAUUUUUAAAUAAAAGAAUCAGGCAGUUCUGUUGGCUUUGCACUCA